AUGGAAGCUUUUAAUGGAAAACCCAUUUUGCUCUGGAUUAAAAUUUUGAAUCAAAGCUUAGCGAAAGCAAAACUUGCUGAAAAUAUCUUCAUCUACAAACAGGACAAAGGUGUAAUCAAGCAAAAAAAUCUUUUAUGUUUUGAAACAGCUGCGCAUAUUGCCAAAGAAUUGCUCUUAAAGCUGUUGUCUGCUUUGAGCUUUACUGAUAAUGUAUUAGAAAAAUGCGUGCGGAACUGA
Molecule: messenger RNA, 237 nt
Organism: Clunio marinus
Lineage: Eukaryota; Metazoa; Arthropoda; Insecta; Diptera; Chironomidae
Source: the annotation of a GenBank genome assembly